AACUUCAGUUUCAUCUCAAUGCUUCCCGUCCGCUGCAGCACGAGGGUCUGUUAUGUAGUCCAGUGUUUUACAAUGACCUCUCCUUACUUCAUGCACAGCAGGUCUGUUAUCACUCGGAGUGGUGGUCUAAAGGCUGACUGCGCACCUGCGGCCUCUCUCAGGUCCAAACUCACCAGCAGACGGAGAGAUGUGGGUCCAGUCUCCUCUGUGGAGGUGAAGGUGGAGGAGGAUGAGGAGGAGGCGAGGAUCUGUGAGCAGAGACCCUCCUCGGCCUCCUUAUCAGCGGGUGGCUGCCAUCCAAAAACGGAAACAGACACUUUACCAUUGUCUUCACACAGCCGCAGGAGGAGACAGCUAAAAGUGGAAUAUGACAAGGACGAAGGUGUUACACCGGUGAAGACUGAACACUGGGAACCUCCCGACUGGAAGAAACAACUGGGAUACAUUCGUGAGAUGAGGAGCGGCCGUGAUGCACCUGUAGAUAGCAUGGGAGCAGAGAAAUGCUACGACAGAGAGGCUCCUGCACAUGUGAGACGUUUCCAGGUGUUGGUUUCACUCAUGCUGUCCAGUCAGACAAGGGACCAGGUGACGGCAGCAGCCAUGCAGAAGCUCCGAGCUCACGGCUGCACUGUAGAAAACAUACUCACUACUGACGAUGAAGCACUGGGAAAACUCAUCUACCCUGUCGGCUUCUGGAGGACUAAGGUGAAGUAUCUGAAGCUGACAUCGGCCAUGCUGCAGAAAGAGUUCGGAGGCGACAUCCCAGACAGCGUGGAAGGGCUGGUGCGCCUGCCAGGGGUUGGACCUAAGAUGGCUCACUUGGCUAUGGACAUCGCCUGGGACCAGGUGUCCGGCAUUGGUGUGGACACACAUGUGCAUCGUAUCGCUAAUCGGCUGGGCUGGGUCAGGAAACCAACCAAGAACCCGGAGGAAACACGCAAGGCCCUGGAGGAGUGGUUACCCAGGGAGCUGUGGAGCGAGAUCAACUGGCUGCUCGUGGGUUUUGGACAGCAGGUUUGUCUCCCUGUCAGCCCUCUCUGCUCUGUGUGUCUGAACCAGCACAGCUGUCCAUCCGCCCACAAGAUCUCUCCUACAAAGAGGCCUAAAGCCGGAUCCCCACGGUCUCCAAAUCCAACUGAACCUGAACAACAAUCUGCCAUUAAACACGAGAGGACAAAGGAGGAGCCGCUGCCCACACCUGUUUCCCCCACUGCACCGAGAAGGAAGCUAAAAAGCAAGAAUAAUCGUUGAUUUAGCUGUCACAGACGUUUUUGUCUGAGCCGUUACCGAAUGUUGGACGAGAAAAGUUCAAUGUAUACGCACACACUGGAAACAUGCAUCUAAGCUAAACAUCGAUGAUUCGGGAUGUUUUCAUCACAGUUUUAUUUGACACUAUAACUGCACUGUUUACACUUUAUAUGAGAUCAAAUAUUUUUGUACUGUUAGUGCUUUACCAAAUAAAACCAUAUAUGUACUGAG
Messenger RNA from Sebastes umbrosus (honeycomb rockfish), 1479 nucleotides. It is a transcript of the gene nthl1, whose product is annotated as nth-like DNA glycosylase 1. Gene Ontology annotation, cellular component: nucleus. NCBI's taxonomy places the organism in Eukaryota, Metazoa, Chordata, Actinopteri, Perciformes, Sebastidae. Gene Ontology annotation, biological process: base-excision repair, AP site formation; base-excision repair; nucleotide-excision repair. The transcript is spliced from 6 exons. Bases 19 to 1251 code for a protein of 410 amino acids. Gene Ontology annotation, molecular function: DNA-(apurinic or apyrimidinic site) endonuclease activity; oxidized pyrimidine nucleobase lesion DNA N-glycosylase activity; DNA binding. The record is from RefSeq and is a predicted model, not a curated record.